GUGGCUAAUAUCAGCGUAGGUGAUACCAGAAGCCCUGGCGAAUAUGGAUUGUAUACGUUUCAGUUACGGAUAAAUGCGUAUAAAGCGUUAUAAACAUACACUCACCAAUUACAAGAUGUGCGAAUAAGGCUUUGCAGAAUACAUGCCGGGAUUACUAAAGAUGUUUCAUGGGAGCAGAAGGUGUUGCUGUAUUUAGGUGUUUUACAAACUCUUGGGCACUCACAUGAGUUCAAGGGAGUCAGCCAAGAUGGGGGACAUCUUGGCUACUGAAGCCAAUCUUCUUGGUAUGAUCAAGGAGUACCUUAAGUUUGAGGAAUUUGAAGAGACUGUUCUCAGUUUCGACAAGGAGUGUAAAAGCAAAGGCAAGCUUGUCUCAAAGCCUCAAGGAAGUACUCUCAGAGACUCAAAGACUCGAGCCAUUCAGACAGACCUCCUUAGUGCUUUUCAUGAUGGAGAUUACAAGGUGUUCUUUGAACUGUGGGCAGAAAAUAUUCCCUCUGAGGUAAAAGACAGUGAUGCGGAGGCCCAGAGCCUGGAGUUCUACCUUCACAUUCACUUCACCAUCUACCCAUUGAGAAGACAUCCUAGUAGACAUGACCAGGCUGAGUUUGAAGAGAGGAUUUCCCAUUUCAAACAGUACCUGGAGACUCAGGGAGCAGUACUGAGCAAGACUACAGAGUUUCUGCCUUACUAUGCUUUGCCUUUUGUUCCCAACCCCACAGUCCACCCCUCCUUCAAAGAUCUGUUCAAGGAUUCCUGGAUUCCACGGUUGAAGGAUAAGCUUGAGCAGUUUCUGUCUGUGACACUGAAGCCGUCUAACAGCCCAAGGCUGCUGAAUUUAUAUAAGGAGGGUGGGAGAAGUACUAAAGAGGCCAUGCAGCAGUUACAGCUUCAGCUCGUUGAAUCAGACCGCCGCGUCACCAGCUACAUGCGGAAGUACAACAAAAUGCAAGCUGACUACCACAACUUGAUUGGGAUCACUGCUGAGCUGGUCGACUCACUGGAGGCCACUGUCAGCGGAAAAAUGAUCUCCCCCGAGUACCUGCAGACUGUGUGUGUUCGCCUGUUCAGCAGCCAGAUGAGGCAGAGCAUGGUGCAGAGCACUGACUUCACCAGGCCCGGCACAGGAUAUUGCUCUAUGAGUCCCUAUGAUGAUGGCUAUGCCUCCUCAAUGCUGCGAGCCUCCAUUGCGCCACAGAGGUCUAAGGAAGUGCCAAUGCUACCCUCACUGGACUAUGAGAAGCUGAAGAAAGACCUUGUUGAAGGUUUAGACCGACUCAAGUCUCUGCUGCUUCAGGCGUUGCGCUGGAGACUGACUCGCUCACUCCCUGGUGAGCAGAGAGACACAGUGCUUCAGGCCUACAUCAGCAACGAUCUGCUGGAACGCUACAGCACAAAACAGAAAACCGUGCUUCAUUUAAUUAGGUCGAAGAACGAGAUUGUCCAACAGUACAUGGCUCGUCUCAUCAAUGCAUUUGCUUCCCUUGCAGAGGGUCGGGUUUACCUCUCCCAAAUUCCCAUUCUUCUGAAAGUUUUGACAGAGGCACUCAGGAAGGAGGAAAAAGACUCCCUGACUAGAGAGAAUGUGCUAGUGGCUCUGCAGAAGCUCAGCCUCAGGAGGACCCAGCAGACAGCUAUGAUAGAGGAUGAUCUUAUUGGCUGGCUGGUGGAUGAGCUACACAACUCAGACAGUCUGAGUGACUACACACUGGAGUAUUCUGCAGCUCUGCUUAUGAACCUGUGUCUGCGAACAAAAGGAAAAAGGAAGUGUGCAGAGAACGCCAAGCAUGUGCUGAAGGUUCUAACUGACCUCCUUGGACAUGAGAAUCAUGAGAUUCGACCAUAUGUAAAUGGAGCCCUUUACAGUAUCCUGUGUAUUCCCUCUGUGAGACAGGAAGCCAAAGAGAUGAGUGUAGAGGAAAUUCUUCGCUGCUACAGCAAAGAGGAGAACCCAGACCUCAACAGACAGAUUGAAUUCAUCAUUAAACAACUGAACUCAGCUGAGGAAGAGGGACCAGAGUCAGAUGAUGAAGAGGAAGAGGACGACAAUGAUGAGGAUUUAAUGGAGACAGACCUGGAUAAAGAGGAAGUCCUCCAGCCACAGCCCAGGGAGCUGUCUGGGGAGAGUCUGCUCACCACUGAAUACUUGGGAAUUAUGACGAACAUGGCAAAAGUGAAAAGGAAGUCGACCCCUCUGCCACAAUCAAGUGUUGAUGAGCCCCUACAACGGCCUGUCACACCAAGCUCUCAUCGUAAUGUCAAUGCAGUGGAUUACAGAGCUGGCAGUCAGGGAGGUGAUGGUAACAGGGACAUGGAAUACCCUCUGAGCAGACAGAAGAGUGAGGAAGGAAGCCUGCCGACUUCCCGAUACAACUCCCGACCCCCCACACGCUCUGGCAGUCGACCCAGCACUGCUGACUCCCUGCGUCACAGCAUCGACUCACAAUGUGGCCGGUUGUCCCAGGAGUCAGAGUUGGACAGACCGUAUGAGAGCCGAGCCAGAAAAGGACAUUCCCAGGAGGAACACAAUGGACACUCUGCCAGCGGUGAUUAUAUCCCUCCGUUUGAAAGCCAACCCAAGAUUCCCCGGACACCUGAUGCAGCAGCCAGCCAGAGCAGCCGGGGUCGAGGCCCAGCUCUGGCACCCCAGUUUUCCCAGUCGGAGCCACGGCAGAGCAGCCGUCCAGGCUCUGCCAGCUCCUCGGGGGGAGGGGCACAGCAAAGUGGAAGCAGUCAGUCGAAGCGGAGGUGAAGAGGGAGCUGUCACCAUGGAGUAGCUCUAUCUCCCCCGGAGCAUCAGGCUUCCUGUAACAUCAUCCCCCCAGGUUGUGAUCAGGGUCAGGGCAACAGAGAUGGUCGAGAAUCAGCAGCGGGAGGAGGGGCUGGUACAAUGUGAAGGAUUGUGGCCCUGCCUUUUUUCCCCCUUUUCUGCUUCAGCACAAUCUUCUGUAACAUAAUAGGAUGUCAGACAGUAAUCACAGCCCCCAACGCUGUGCACCUUGUAGCCUCAUUUGGCCUCGAAUUUCUCCACUCUCUCAUCCAGGUUAUAGUUGGAAAAACUAAAUAUGUGCAACAUCCUACAGCCAUGACAGAAUUGUUGUGUAACAUGAUGCUGGUGUUCUGACUCAGAAGUGUAGCCUUCAGUUAGUGAUCACCUUUUUCUCCAUCUGCCCACUGGCCUACCAGUUUUCUGACUUAAGCACGCUCCUUUCAUUAAAUCAGUAGUCCCAUAGAAAACAUCUUAAGAGAAUGGACCCUAUUCAGAUUCAUUUGCGCCAAGGACUGGGUUUUUUUGUACAUAUCAUUAAAAAACAAGUAAAAAGCUAAUUUUUAGUUCUCAACUUGAUACAUAAAUCAAUAAUCCUCUGAAUUUCACUAUGUACUGUAUAUGUUGAUUUUUGACCAUAGUGGAAAUAUUCGUCCACAUGAAUAAAUGAUUGUACCAGCUUCAAAUAUAUAAACAUUAGCUCGUAUCAGAGUAGCUGCUCUUGUUUAACUUAAGCUUCAAAGACGUUUACAAGAAUGACACAGGUCUUGACAUGACUUGUCGGGCUAGUGCAUGUUUUUAAAUACUUUAAGAACCUUAUUAUUUCUAUUGAUAUACACCAUCAUACAACAUCUGAGAAAAAACUUGAAUUUUUGUGAAUGUCUUAAAUCAUUGUUUGUAUUGUACAUUUGCACAGUUUUCCAGUUGCUGUGAUGUAUAUUUGUUAGCUGCUAAAUUUUUGUUGUAAUGUAUUUCGAUAGUGAUUAUAUUUUUAAAGUGAUUUUAAAUAAAUG
This is a messenger RNA of Scomber scombrus (Atlantic mackerel), 3780 nucleotides long. Its product is annotated as lisH domain-containing protein ARMC9. Gene Ontology annotation, biological process: cilium assembly. Lineage: Eukaryota; Metazoa; Chordata; Actinopteri; Scombriformes; Scombridae. The record is from RefSeq and is a predicted model, not a curated record. Gene Ontology annotation, molecular function: protein binding. Bases 224 to 2752 code for a protein of 842 amino acids. The transcript has 26 exons. Gene Ontology annotation, cellular component: centriole; ciliary tip; ciliary basal body.